AAAUAAUGGAUGACCAAUCUUGGCAAGAGGUGUAUGAUUUCACUAGCAGUUCAGCAAGCAAAAUCCCCACACCCACGGGUACUCUUUCCACAAUUUCGGAACCCAUCUCUGCGAUUAAUCUCAAAGAUGAUCAAGAUUUACGACCCAUUGAUCUUACUCUAGCAUUUCAGAAUCCACCUAUAGAAGGCAGAAAAUUCCUAAUUCGAACUCGGGAAGAGCCACACCGCAUCCUUACUGUUUGCAAUGGAAACGUGAGAUGCUUACUCCAGCCUAUUCCUGGCGGCGGCAGCAUCUGGCAUUGUCAUAAGAAAUUCGGCUGGCUUGGCCUCCGCAACACUGUCUCUGGCACGUAUCUUGGUCACGACAACGACGGCACAAUCUGCGCGAAACGGGCUUCCCACUGGAUAAACGAAUAUCUCACGGUAGAUAGGGAUGAGAGUGGUGGUCAAAUAUUACACGUAUUAGUGAAAUCCACGACGACAAUGGGCAUUGAACGAAUAGAACGAAUGCAAGUGUGCCUCUCGGAAGAUGGGAAAUCAUUGGUCCCACGGAAAGAAGGGGGGGCGGUCUGGGAUUUCAUUGAUCUGAAGUAUUACCAGCAGUCUUCAUCACUUGUGUAUCCCGGCAUGAAACCUGAGAAAUUACGAUGAGAUUUUCCUCUGUGUGUUUUGUUCAAAUAUUUAUAAGUACUAUGUGUAUAAUACGAGAAUUUAAGAGAGAUUGAAAUUUCAUAAAAUUUUGCUAAGAGUCAAG
Molecule: messenger RNA, 753 nt
Organism: Trichoderma harzianum CBS 226.95
Lineage: Eukaryota; Fungi; Ascomycota; Sordariomycetes; Hypocreales; Hypocreaceae
Exons: 1
Coding region: 6-650 (214 amino acids)
Source: RefSeq, a predicted model, not a curated record